Messenger RNA from Silurus meridionalis, 1458 nucleotides. RefSeq names its product histone deacetylase 3 (gene hdac3). The record is from RefSeq and is a predicted model, not a curated record. Gene Ontology annotation, molecular function: histone deacetylase activity. NCBI's taxonomy places the organism in Eukaryota, Metazoa, Chordata, Actinopteri, Siluriformes, Siluridae. The transcript has 15 exons. The coding region runs from base 108 to 1394 and encodes 428 amino acids.
CGUAUAUAUUCGCGAUGACGAUUUAAUGCUGCGACAACCGGAACUUUCUCUCCAUAAUAUACCGAUAUCGCUUGUAGAUUUUGCACGCAUUUGAUUUGAAUGGUAAAAUGACUAACCGAACGGCAUAUUUCUAUGAUCCAGAUGUUGGAAAUUUUCAUUAUGGUGCUGGACACCCAAUGAAGCCCCAUAGAUUGUCCCUAACUCACAGUCUUGUCUUGCAUUAUGGCCUGUACAAGAAGAUGAUGGUUUUCAAACCGUACAAGGCUUCACAGCAUGACAUGUGUCGUUUUCAUUCAGAAGACUACAUAGAUUUUUUGCAGAAGGUCAGCCCAAAUAACAUGCAGGGUUUCACAAAGAGCCUUAACACCUUCAAUGUCGGAGAUGAUUGUCCUGUCUUUCCAGGAUUGUUUGAGUUUUGUUCCAGAUACACUGGUGCCUCAUUACAAGGAGCAACUCAGUUGAACCAUAAGAUUUGUGACAUUGCUAUCAACUGGGCUGGAGGAUUACAUCAUGCGAAAAAGUUUGAGGCUUCUGGAUUUUGUUAUGUGAAUGACAUUGUCAUUAGCAUACUUGAACUGCUUAAGUACCACCCACGUGUGCUAUACAUUGACAUUGACAUUCAUCAUGGUGAUGGAGUGCAGGAAGCUUUUUAUCUUACAGAUCGAGUCAUGACUGUGUCCUUCCAUAAAUAUGGAAACUAUUUUUUUCCAGGAACAGGAGACAUGUAUGAAGUUGGUGCUGAGAGUGGUCGCUACUAUUGCCUGAAUGUGCCUCUCCGUGAUGGGAUCGAUGACCAGAGUUAUAGACAGUUGUUUCAGCCAGUGAUCAAGCAAGUGGUGGACUUCUAUCAGCCAACCUGUAUUGUGCUUCAGUGUGGCGCGGACUCGCUGGGCUGUGACCGACUCGGGUGCUUUAAUCUCAGUAUACGAGGUCAUGGGGAUUGUGUGGAGUUUGUGAAAGGUUUCAAGAUCCCUCUACUUGUUCUAGGUGGAGGAGGAUACACUGUGCGCAACGUGGCUAGAUGUUGGACAUAUGAAACGUCUUUGCUAGUUGAAGAAUCUAUUAGUGAUGAACUACCUUAUAGUGAGUACUUUGAGUAUUUUGCUCCUGAUUUUACACUUCAUCCAGAUGUUAGCACUAGAAUUGAGAACCAGAACUCCAGGCAGUACUUGGAACAAAUUCGGCAGACUGUCUUUGAGAACUUAAAAAUGUUGAACCAUGCACCAAGUGUUCAGAUCCAUGACGUUCCUUCAGAUCUGCUGAGUUAUGAGCGCACAGAUGAUGGUGAUCCUGAUGAGAGAGGUUCAGAAGAGAACUAUUCCAGACCUGAGGCAUCAAAUGAAUUCUAUGAUGGUGACCAUGACAAUGACAAGGAGAGUGAUGUUGAAAUCUGAUCUCAUAAAGAAAAGUCAUAUCUUUUUAUAUGUAUAUAUAUAUAUAUAUAUAUAUAUAUAUAUA